Molecule: messenger RNA, 1128 nt
Organism: Pipistrellus nathusii (Nathusius's pipistrelle)
Lineage: Eukaryota; Metazoa; Chordata; Mammalia; Chiroptera; Vespertilionidae
Source: the annotation of a GenBank genome assembly
AUGGGGGCCCCUCCGGGCCUGCAGGCCGACUUCGAGGAGCUGCUCAGCCGCUUCCAGGACAUGGACAGCGUGCGCUUCGAGGACUUCUCGGAGCUCUGGAGGAGCAUGAAGUUUGGCACCAUCUUCUGUGGCAAAAUGAGAAAUUUAGAAAAGAACACAUUUACAAAAGAAGCUUUAGCUUUGGCUUGGCAAUAUUUCUUACCUCCAUACGCCUUCCAGAUCAGAGUUGGUGCUUUGUAUCUGUUGUAUGGAUUAUAUAACACCCAACUGUGUCAACCAAAACAAAAGAUUAGAGUUGCCCUGAGAGACUGGGAUGAAAUUUUAAAAUUUCAACAAGAUUUGAUAAAUUCAGAACAUUUUGACGUAGCCUAUAUUUUUAGGAAGCUACGACUAGACAAAGCAUUUCACUUUACAGCAAUGCCCAAAUUGCUGUCAUUUAGAAUGAAGAAAAAAGUUCAUCGAACUCAAGUUACGGAAGAAUUUAAGGAACCAAAUGAUCGUGUAAUGAAACUUAUCAAUUCUGAUGUAUUAGAGGAAAUGCUGAAUGUUCAUGAUCAUUAUCAGAACAAGAAACAUGUAAUUUCAGCUGAUAAGUCCAAUCCAAACAAAACCCUCAGUUUGGUAAAGGAUGAUUUCUUUGAUAAUAUUAAGACCAUAAUUUUGGAGCAUCAGCAGUGGCACAAAGACAGGAAGAAUUCAUCCUUAAAAUUGAAAGAUAAAGAUGAAGAAGAAAAGAGGAAAGGAAAUUCACAAGAAGCAGAGUCGUGUGACAGGGCAGCAUCAUUAGCAAAAAUAAAAUCAAAGGCCUUUGCAGUUGUUCCUCCGGCUUCCAAGUCAAGGAGGCAUCGCCAAGUCAAACUUGACUCUUCCGACUCUGAUUCUGCUUCUGGUCAAGGACCAAUAAAAGCAACCAGGGGAAAAAGAAAAAAAGAUUCAUUGAAUUCCCCAGGAAGGAAGAAGUUUUCCAGUAAAAGUGAUGACAAACAGAAUGCACAUAAGGAAGAUAGAUGUUUGAGUCUGAGUAUGCCUGUAAUUACAGAGGAUGAUGAGGAGAACGGAAAUCAGAGUGAAACAGAGGUGGCGUCACUCAAGAGGAAAAGAAAACCCAGAACAAAGAGGCUGGUGUAG